CAUUUUUUUAUUUCCUACCCACAAUUGCGAUCUAUAAUUGUGUAUAGUAUAAGACGAUCUUUUCGUUGCCGCAUGGCGUAAAGGACGGCUGCAAUAAUAAGAAGUCAAAAUGCAGAUUUUCGUGAAAACUCUUACCGGCAAGACCAUCACCCUUGAGGUCGAAGCUUCUGAUACCAUUGAAAAUGUCAAGGCUAAGAUCCAGGACAAAGAAGGAAUCCCGCCAGACCAACAGAGAUUGAUCUUCGCUGGUAAACAAUUGGAGGAUGGCAGAACUCUGUCUGACUACAACAUUCAGAAGGAGUCAACUUUACAUCUUGUCUUGAGACUUCGUGGUGGAGCCAAGAAACGCAAGAAGAAGAAUUACUCUACUCCCAAAAAAAUCAAGCACAAGAAGAAGAAGGUCAAGCUCGCUGUGCUCAAGUUCUACAAGGUUGAUGAGAACGGAAAAAUCCACCGUCUGAGACGUGAAUGUCCUUCUGAACAGUGCGGUGCUGGUGUUUUCAUGGCAGCCAUGGAAGACCGUCAUUACUGUGGGAAAUGCGGUUACACACUCGUAUUUAACAAACCCGAAGACAAGUAAAUAACAAAUUUUUCCAUGUACUGUAAGUGGUUGCAGUACAAUUUAUAAAAACAAAAAAUAAAAAAAUUUGAAAAAAAAUUAACAAAACUCAUGGAAAAGAA
This is a messenger RNA of Microplitis demolitor, 681 nucleotides long. It is a transcript of the gene RpS27A, whose product is annotated as ubiquitin-40S ribosomal protein S27a. Gene Ontology annotation, cellular component: nucleus; ribosome; cytoplasm. Bases 110 to 580 code for a protein of 156 amino acids. The transcript has 4 exons. Gene Ontology annotation, molecular function: structural constituent of ribosome; protein tag activity; ubiquitin protein ligase binding. Gene Ontology annotation, biological process: protein ubiquitination; modification-dependent protein catabolic process; translation. The record is from RefSeq and is a predicted model, not a curated record. Lineage: Eukaryota; Metazoa; Arthropoda; Insecta; Hymenoptera; Braconidae.